Molecule: messenger RNA, 4034 nt
Organism: Jaculus jaculus (lesser Egyptian jerboa)
Lineage: Eukaryota; Metazoa; Chordata; Mammalia; Rodentia; Dipodidae
Gene: Actn4
Product: actinin alpha 4
Exons: 22
Coding region: 96-2897 (933 amino acids)
Biological process (GO): muscle cell development; actin cytoskeleton organization
Cellular component (GO): cortical actin cytoskeleton; plasma membrane; cell projection
Molecular function (GO): calcium ion binding; actin filament binding
Source: RefSeq, a predicted model, not a curated record
AGCAGCUGAAGCUGCGGCGGAGGGGGAGGCUCAGGCAUAGGGGUGGGAGCAGAAGCGCGAGCAGACGGUCUGGUGGGUAAUCGAGAGGCGGCGGAAUGGUGGACUACCACGCGGCGAACCAGGCGUACCAAUACGGCCCAAGUAGCGGCGGCAGUGGCGCUGGCGGCGGUGGGAGCAUGGGCGAUUACAUGGCUCAGGAGGACGACUGGGACCGGGAUCUGCUAUUGGAUCCGGCCUGGGAGAAGCAGCAACGCAAGACCUUCACAGCCUGGUGCAACUCCCACCUGCGGAAAGCUGGAACUCAAAUUGAGAACAUUGAUGAGGAUUUCCGAGAUGGGCUCAAGCUCAUGCUCCUCCUAGAGGUCAUUUCAGGAGAGCGGUUACCUAAGCCAGAGCGGGGCAAGAUGAGAGUUCACAAGAUCAACAAUGUGAACAAAGCACUGGACUUCAUUGCCAGCAAAGGAGUCAAGCUGGUCUCCAUUGGUGCAGAAGAGAUUGUGGACGGCAAUGCAAAGAUGACCCUAGGAAUGAUCUGGACCAUUAUUCUUAGGUUUGCCAUUCAGGACAUCUCUGUGGAAGAGACUUCAGCCAAGGAAGGGCUGCUUCUCUGGUGCCAGAGAAAGACGGCCCCAUAUAAGAAUGUUAAUGUACAGAACUUCCACAUCAGCUGGAAAGAUGGUCUGGCCUUCAAUGCUCUGAUCCACCGACACAGACCUGAGCUAAUUGAGUAUGACAAACUAAGAAAGGAUGACCCAGUUACCAACCUGAACAAUGCCUUUGAAGUGGCUGAGAAAUACCUUGACAUCCCCAAGAUGUUGGAUGCAGAAGACAUCGUGAACACGGCCCGUCCCGACGAGAAGGCCAUAAUGACAUAUGUGUCCAGCUUCUACCAUGCCUUUUCGGGAGCGCAGAAGGCUGAGACUGCUGCCAAUCGGAUCUGCAAGGUGCUUGCUGUUAAUCAAGAGAAUGAGCACCUGAUGGAAGAUUAUGAGCGGCUGGCCAGUGACCUUCUGGAGUGGAUCCGGCGUACUAUCCCCUGGCUUGAGGACCGUGUGCCCCAGAAGACUAUCCAGGAGAUGCAGCAGAAGCUGGAAGAUUUCCGUGACUACCGCCGUGUGCACAAACCGCCCAAGGUGCAAGAGAAAUGUCAGCUGGAGAUCAACUUCAACACACUUCAGACCAAGCUGCGCCUUAGCAACCGGCCUGCCUUCAUGCCCUCUGAGGGCAGGAUGGUCUCAGACAUCAACAAUGGCUGGCAGCAUCUUGAGCAGGCCGAGAAGGGUUAUGAGGAAUGGCUACUGAAUGAGAUCCGUAGGCUAGAGCGACUCGACCACCUAGCAGAGAAGUUCCGGCAGAAGGCCUCCAUCCAUGAGGCCUGGACUGAUGGGAAGGAAGCCAUGCUGAAACACCGGGACUAUGAGACAGCCACACUGUCAGACAUCAAAGCUCUGAUCCGCAAACACGAGGCCUUUGAGAGUGACCUGGCUGCGCACCAGGACCGUGUGGAACAAAUAGCAGCAAUUGCCCAGGAACUUAAUGAGCUGGACUACUAUGACUCCCACAAUGUUAACACACGAUGCCAGAAGAUCUGCGACCAGUGGGAUGCCCUGGGCUCUCUGACCCACAGUCGAAGGGAAGCUCUGGAGAAAACAGAGAAGCAGCUAGAGACCAUUGACCAGCUGCACUUGGAGUAUGCCAAGCGGGCUGCACCCUUCAACAACUGGAUGGAAAGUGCCAUGGAGGACCUCCAGGACAUGUUCAUUGUCCACACCAUUGAGGAGAUUGAGGGCCUGAUCUCAGCUCAUGACCAGUUCAAGUCAACCCUCCCAGAUGCUGACAGGGAACGUGAAGCCAUCCUGGCCAUCCACAAGGAGGCCCAGAGGAUUGCUGAAAGCAACCACAUCAAGCUGUCAGGCAGCAACCCCUACACCACAGUUACUCCUCAGAUCAUCAACUCCAAGUGGGAAAAGGUGCAGCAGCUGGUGCCAAAACGGGACCAUGCUCUCCUGGAGGAACAGAGCAAGCAGCAGUCCAAUGAGCACCUGCGCCGCCAAUUUGCCAGCCAGGCCAACAUGGUUGGGCCCUGGAUCCAGACAAAGAUGGAGGAGAUAGGGCGUAUCUCCAUUGAGAUGAAUGGAACCCUGGAGGACCAGCUGAGCCAUCUGAAGCAGUAUGAGUGUAGCAUUGUAGACUAUAAACCCAAUCAAGACCUGCUUGAGCAGCAGCAUCAGCUCAUCCAGGAGGCUCUCAUCUUUGACAACAAGCACACCAACUACACCAUGGAGCAUAUCCGUGUGGGCUGGGAGCAGCUGCUUACCACCAUUGCCCGUACCAUCAAUGAGGUAGAGAACCAGAUCCUCACCCGAGAUGCCAAGGGCAUAAGCCAGGAGCAGAUGCAAGAGUUUCGGGCAUCCUUCAACCACUUCGACAAGGAUCAUGGCGGGGCGCUGGGGCCUGAGGAGUUCAAAGCCUGCCUCAUCAGCCUGGGCUACGACGUGGAGAACGACAGACAGAAGCAGACAGGCAGCAUGGACUCCGAUGACUUCAGGGCUCUGCUUAUCUCCACAGGAUACAGCCUGGGUGAUGCUGAAUUUAACCGUAUCAUGAGUGUGGUUGACCCCAAUCACAGUGGCCUUGUGACCUUCCAAGCCUUCAUUGACUUCAUGUCAAGGGAGACCACAGACACAGACACAGCCGACCAGGUCAUUGCCUCCUUCAAGGUCCUGGCAGGGGACAAGAACUUCAUCACAGCUGAGGAGUUGCGGAGAGAACUGCCCCCUGACCAAGCUGAAUACUGCAUUGCCCGCAUGGCACCCUACCAGGGCCCUGAUGCCAUGCCUGGUGCCCUUGACUACAAGUCCUUCUCUACAGCUCUGUACGGCGAGAGUGACCUGUGAGGCCCUCCAGCCACCCUGACAAGAUCCACUUGGCCUCCUGGAGGGGCCAGGGAGUCCUGCCCCAUCCCAACUCUGUAUCUAUGCAAAGUGAUGUCUGGGGUCCUUCUAGGGAAAGGGAGGGGCUCAGGCCUCACCCCAUCUGGUAGGGGAGGGAGGUGUGGGGAUCAGCAGCUCUGAUCUGUUAAAUAUACAUGAUUUUUUUUUAACCUAUAUGGAGGGAACAGUGGGUCCUUAGGUUCUCUCUUUGCCCUGGGGAUGCGCCUCCAAACCCUGGUCCCUUCCUUUGCUCCUGAGGUCCCUUUUCAAGGCCUCUCACAUCCAGGCCAAAGCCCCAUGUGCCUUGUCCAGGUAACACCCUGCCCUGUAGAGGCUCCAACAGAGAAUACCAGCUACCCCUGGACCAGACCCCACCAGCUUGCUCUUCCCUCCCUCCAUUUGUGAAUGCCAGGAGUCUGGGACUCUGCCAUCAUCCUUUUUAGCCCAAGAGAAGUGGGUGGAAUAGCCCAGCCCCAGUCCACUCUGGCCUUGCUUUGUCUGGACACAGGGUCUCAUUUUCUAAGGACCAAAACCAACAGUGGGCUAGGAAGAUGGCUCAGUGGUUAAAAGUGCUUGCUUGCAAAGCCUGCUGGCCUGGGUUCAAUUCCCCAAAACCCACGUAAAGCCAGGAACAAAAAAUUGUGCAUAUGUCGAGAGUUCACAGAGCCGAGAGGCCCUGAAGCAUGUGCACCCAAAAAUAAAUAAAUAAAUAAAUAAAAGUAAAAAACCCUAUAGAAAUUUUAAAACUUCCAGAGAAUUACUAUUUACUUUAUUAACUUACGGAUUUAUUAUAUAAAUAUAUAUCCACCUAGCAGCAUAUCUCUGCCACCUUUCUUGCUCUCGUAAUGAAGACAUAGCUGAUUAGCUGCCCUCAAUCCCUCCUGAUUUUCCCCUUGUUUGUGGUGGGCAGGGGUCUAUGGGAACUUCCUGAGGUGGAGGUGGGCUGCUGGCCUGUCUGCCUGCCUAGUAUUUGAUGGUUUUCACCCCCCCCCCAAAAAAAAAUUUUUUUUGAAUUUAUUCUGAUUUUUUUUUUUUUUGUCUUGGUUUCUGGAUAAACCAUCCUUUGGGGACGGAAGAAUAAAACAUAAUAUUUUUAAGAUA